Messenger RNA from Zalophus californianus (California sea lion), 9569 nucleotides. It is a transcript of the gene PGAP4, whose product is annotated as post-GPI attachment to proteins GalNAc transferase 4. Gene Ontology annotation, biological process: GPI anchor biosynthetic process. The record is from RefSeq and is a predicted model, not a curated record. NCBI's taxonomy places the organism in Eukaryota, Metazoa, Chordata, Mammalia, Carnivora, Otariidae. Gene Ontology annotation, molecular function: glycosyltransferase activity. The transcript has 3 exons. Gene Ontology annotation, cellular component: Golgi membrane. The coding region runs from base 1741 to 2952 and encodes 403 amino acids.
CAUUUCAUUAAUAUGAAUAAAUCUCUAUGGGUCCCCCUGAUGAAAUAUCAUGCCGGCUUCUAUUCCUCUCACAAAAGAAACAUGCUUCCUGCUGGCACGACUUGGGGCAGCCCUGAAGGCAGGAACAGAUGUACAUACCUAUGCUGGAACGAGUAGUGACGACCUAUCCAAGAGGAAAAAAUCUUCUGCACUUCUCAUGUGGAGACUGAGUUGGCUUGAGACCUCACUGCUCUUUUUAGAAGUGCUUAGAUUUUAGGUAGUUUCAUUCAAAUGUGAAUAAAAUAAAGGGUACAGUGUAUGACAGAUCACAUCAUCACAUACCACUUAAAUGAGCAUUUAUUAUAUACUUAUUGACUAUUUGGCACUUUGACAAUGAGCACUAACUUAUCUCCUUCAGCUCUCACCCAGUUAUUUUUGGAUCUCUUAUUAAACCUCUGUGGCCUGUUAACUAAAUGAUUUCUGAGAGACAAAGCUCAGAAAUGACCUCUCUCAAUGCAUGAAAGCCCUUCAUUAGUAAUGAGAGCCACUUUUCAGACAUCUGUCUCAUGAGUUUCUUCUCCCUUUGCUCAGCUCUCUCUCCUAGAUGUUCUUUGCAAAAUUUUUAACCUUCUCAUGUAUAAGAAAUCUGGAAGUAGGCGGUCUCAUUCUUACCUCAUUCUCAUCUGUGGUGUUGGCACGACGUCAGAACAAUUCAAUAAAUGUCUGCCAAAAUGAAGGGUUGGGGAUGGGUACUGAACCACGGAAGCCACUCCCGGGAGACUGACAGGUAAGUGGAAAGAGCCACAGACCUAACUCCCAUGACUGGCUAGGUGACCUGGUUAAACCAAACCUUUCUGAUUUUUUUAAAUAAAUGUUUACAUUUCUGGCUUUUGGAAUAAGGAAGGGUUUGCACUUGGCAAUUAUCUUCUCAAAUCUUUCGUCGUUUGCAAAUUGGGGAUGAUAAUCUCUCACGUCCAGCAGUGAAGUGACGUUCAUAAGGCGCCCAGCAUAAGGUUGAGUGCGGUAGGGAUUUGGGGCGGAAGUGGUGUCGGCUGUUAUUUUUAUUAUGGGCAAAACCAAUUCCCUCCAGCGGAGAACACGCUUGCAGGCCGGCUGGGGCUGUGAAAAGCGCAGAGACCUCAUCCUUCCAGCGUUUCAAUUUCCUUAGCCCUGAGCCUGCUUUUCCCUUUCUGCCCAUCAGUUGGCGCCUUUUGCCGUCCUUUUUUUCCCUCAAGCUGGUUUUGCGGGCUGCGGUCGCUCCGCAGCUCGCAGGUCACAUGGCCUGCCGGAGCCAGGGGACCCGGCGCGGGAGCUGCGCCGCUGGAGGAGGUGAGGCUCCGGCGCGCACCCGAGCCGCGCGGCGCCCGCUCCGCCCGGGCCUCGGGGUUGGGCGAUGGCUCCUCUGUGGCGAUGAGCCAGCCCGCCUAGGCGACACCAGAGGCGGCCCUCGGCGUGCGCGGAGGACGGAGCUGACCGCCCCCACCGGGCCACCUCGCGAAUGCCGGUCAGCCCACAACAUCUGUGGAGUGUGGUCCUGAGCUGGUGAUGCCCUGGGUGACUGUGGAAUUCUGGGAAAAGACAGAGUGGUAAUGCACACAUGGUCCUACUUCUGUCCCAUCCCCAUAUUGGGCUGAGAGUAGAGACCUCCUUCCCUCAGACUACCACUGCAAAAUCCUGUUUUCAGGUUUGACUUGUGCAGAUUCGGGCCUGUGUUCCAGGAUGGUUUGUUCUUGGGACCAGACCUGACCAGAAGUUGACCUCAUGAGCACAUCAGCCCCUCCCACUGCCAUGCUUCUCCGGAGGCUGAGGCGGCUCUCCUGGGGCAGCACCGCUGUCCAGCUCUUGAUCUUAACGGUGGUGACGUUCGGCUUGCUGGCCCCCCUAGCCUGUCACCGGCUCCUGCACUCUUAUUUCUAUCUGCGCCAUUGGCACCUGAACCAAAUGAGUCAAGAGUUCCUGCAGCAAAGUUUGAAAGAGGGCGAAGCUGCCCUCCACUACUUUGAGGAGCUGCCGUCUGCCAAUGGCUCGGUGCCCAUCGUCUGGCAGGCCACCCCCCGCCCCUGGCUGGUCAUCACCAUCAUCACUGUCGACAGGCAGCCUGGCUUCCACUAUGUCUUGCAGGUGGUGUCCCAGUUUCACCGGCUUCUGCAACAAUGCGGCCCCCAGUGCGAGGGGCACCAGCUCUUCCUAUGCAAUGUGGAACGUAGCGUGAGCCACUUCGAUGCCAAGCUGCUGUCGAAGUAUGUCCCGGUGGCCAACCGCUAUGAGGGCACUGAGGAUGAUUAUGGUGAUGACCCUUCGACCAACUCGUUUGAGAAAGAGAAGCAGGACUAUGUCUAUUGCCUGGAGUCCUCCCUGCAGACCUACAACCCAGACUAUGUCCUGAUGGUGGAAGAUGACGCCGUCCCAGAAGAGCAAAUCUUCCCAGUUUUGGAGCACCUUUUGCGGGCUCGCUUCUCCGAGCCACACCUCAGAGAUGCCCUUUAUCUGAAGCUCUAUCAUCCCGAGAGGCUCCAGCACUACAUCAACCCAGAGCCCAUGCGGAUCCUGGAGUGGGUCGGCGUGGGCAUGUUGCUGGGGCCCUUGCUAACCUGGAUAUACAUGCGGUUUGCCAGCCGUCCAGGGUUCAGCUGGCCCGUCAUGCUCUUCUUCUCCCUGUAUAGCAUGGGUCUGGUAGAACUGGUGGGCCGGCACUAUUUCCUGGAACUGCGGCGGCUGAGUCCUUCCCUGUACAGCGUGGUCCCUGCCUCUCAGUGUUGCACCCCCGCCAUGCUCUUCCCUGCCCCUGCGGCCCGCCGGACCCUCACCUACCUGUCUCAGGUGUACUGCCACAAGGGCUUUGGCAAGGACAUGGCACUCUACUCACUGUUGAGGGCCAAGGGGGAGCGGGCCUAUGUGGUGGAGCCCAACCUCGUGAAGCACAUCGGGCUCUUCUCCAGCCUCCGGUACAACUUUCAUCCCAGUCUGCUGUAGUGUGCCAAGAAAUGCCUUUCUGAACUUGGCCGCUUCUCGGUGAUUCCGAUACCGAGUUCUUUAUUUCGACAUGGUUGCUUGCAGUUAUUUCAUUGUUUCAUGUUGUUAGGGAUCUAGGCACUGAGACAGCUGAGAACGUACACGUCAAGAACCUUGGCUUUGGUAACUCUGGCAGGAGUGGAUGUUCGCCCUGAGGCAGGACCCCUCUCCCUCCACACAGCCACACUGCCUCAUGCAGUCUGACCCGCCUGCCCAGGGGGCAUUUAAAUACCAGUUGUAUUCUGCCUUCAUCGUCAGCUCUGCUUUGUGAUCGAGCUCGUGACUGCCAAAAAUAUUGUGCACAAAGAUAAUGACCGUUUUAGGACUUCAAGGGUAGAAUUUGGUGAAAGGUGAGAUCCUUUUGAAGGGAUUUCUUUCUCACUGGGCAUGAGAAUGGAUGUAUGUCUAGAACAUAUGUCCAAAGAGGCAGGACCAUAUUGACAGGUUCCAUUUGUUUCUUUGACCUGGUGUGGUAAAAGCCGGUAAAAGCCGGUAAGAGCCGUUGGCAGUGCCUGACGACUUGGUGGCAGGUGAUCUCGCUUCUGUUACAUGGUGUUUCUUUCCCAUGCAUCUGUAGUGUACUGAUGGUCAGUAUUGUUAGUGAGAACUUUAAGGCACAGCAAGAUCUGGAAGCGCCUUCUGGAUCAUCAAGGUCAGACUGCUUAUGUUUAGUAGUGAUUUCAUAUUGAAUGUUUCUAUCAUAUUCUGAUUCUUUGAAAAUUGGACAUUGAAGAAUGAUGUAAACUGGGUGAGCUCUUUACUAAUAGCAUAUCCUUUUCCCUAACUUUGCUGGCUAACCAUUCAACCUCAUUUUUUUUUUCUUUCUGGGUAUCAGGGUGUUAGAGUAGCAAAAGCAUAGACUGUGAAGUCGGAAGGGCCUGAGUUUUUAUUUCAGAUCUCUGCCAUGUCCUACCGAUGUGCAUGUGGGCAAGUCAUGACCACUCUGAGUCUCUGUUUCUUCACCUGUAAAAUGGGGAUGGCCAUACCUACCUUUGAAAGUUGCCUUGAGGAUUAAGUGACAGAACAUAUAUAAAACACCCAGCAAGUGCUUACUUAGCCCAUGGAAGGCACUUGGCAAAUACUAGUUCUUUUCUCUUCUGUAAUGAGUAUAUAACACUCAAGUGUAUUUUGGAUAAAGAUAUUAGUGAUACUGCUUCAAGUGUGCAGUAGGGCAUAGGGCUCCCGCCCGGAGAGUAGCCAUUCUGGACCAAACUCCUAGAAUAAAGGCUGACUUGUUGUGAUUUGUGAAGGAGAUGUAGCUCAGCUUUCACCUGGCGCUGCCUCCAACCAAGACAAAAAUAAUGGUUUGUUCGAACUGGAAAUGAUCUGAGACUGCUCUCGAGCUUAUUCCAAGACCUGCAUCUGAAAACUACUCUCCUCCAAAGUUACACUUAAAUGUCCCCUGACGAUACUUACCAAGCCGGAGGCCAAUAAGUCCCCUCGUGAAGAUGGAUGUCGACAUCGGAGUUCAAGCGUUGACAGGUCGUUUCAGCGCCACGUCUUCAUUUGCUUUGAAAUUUCCAGUGAGCUUCCAUCCUCCCAGUAGACAGGACGUGGGAGUUCUACACCAUACUUUGCAGAUGGACAAACUGAGGCCAAGGGAGGUGAAACCGCUUCCCCAGGGUCGCUAAGCUGGACAGCAGUGGACUUCCAGCUCCGGCACUUUUCUCUUAAGCACGUUCAUUUUCUAAAUAUCCGUGCUGUGAGCAUCUCUUUUGUAGAACCUGACUGUAACCUGGGCGGAACAAUGUCUCUGUAAGCUCCCAUGGUAGAACCUCAUUGUCCUGUAGAUUUUGGGGAACCAGCAGGUCUAUGUGUGUAUUGUAUUGUUCUCGUGAUAUGUCAUGUGUCGCUCAGGAAUGUCCAAAGUGAGCGGAGCUUCUGGAUGACUUGUCAGGCUGUUCAGAUUCCACUGCUUCAUUCAUCCUCUCCCCAUCACUGGCUUAUCCCAUGUUCAGGAACAGAAGCACCCCCGGCCUGCAACUCUAAAUUAGAGUCUGUUGCAUUAACGAUCGGAUCUCCUCAGGAAUGUUUUUUUGCCCAGCAACAGGAGAGUUACAUCUAAGCUAGCUAAGCAGAAGAUAGGGAAUCAUUGCUGGUUUAUAUUUCUGCUCUUUCGGAUUCAGUUGUCUACCGCAUGCAGAUAUCUCCUCCCUUGACUCCUUCAUUUCUGGAUGGCUAAAGCCAUCUUUGCCUUGUCUAAUUUCCUACCUAUCCACUAAGAUGCCUUCCCCCAUCGAUCUUAACUAGAGCCUACUGUCUUUGGACGUUUUCUGCAGAGGCAGGCUCAGUUCUGCUGUCUUAUCCUCACCCUCUUCUAGAUCUCCCUCCCUUUUCUCCCUCAUUCCUAGAGUCCAGUUUUUGUAUACUGUCCUUGGUUAGGACAGCUGACAGCUUUACACCAAAGCUGAAGUCUUGUUUAAUCCCUAAGCAAGGGGGCUAGAGGAGAACUAAAGGACAUAGGUCACCAGGAGGGUAAAGGUCUCUAACAGAACCUGCUCACCCUUCAGGGUUUAAAUAAUUGUCGGGCCUAAGAAGUUCCCUAUUGUGACUGGGUAUAUUUGCAUAGAUGUAUCAGUUCAAAUUAAAACACCUGUUCCACCGAGGCAUCCUGAGAAGACUUUUGUCAUUCUCUCUCAUUUCUUUUUUUUUUUUUUAAGAUUUUAUUUAUUUAUUUGACAGAGGGAGACACAGCGAGAGAGGGAACACAAGCAGGGGGAGUGGGAGAGGGAGAAGCAGGCUUCCCACAGAGUGGGGAGCCCAAUGCGGGGCUCGAUCCCAGGACCCUGGGAUCAUGACCUGAGCUGAAGGCAGACACUCAACAACUGAGCCACCCAGAUGCCCCUCUAUCAGAUUUCUUUGGAUGGAUUUUUCUAAUGUGAAUAGUAUCAAAACUACACACACACACACACACACACACACACACACACACACACACACACACACACUGCAUUUUGGAGUCCCAAGGUAGCCAUUCACAAUUAUGGGCUGUUGGCUUAAAAAUUCAUAACUGAUUUAGUUGUAUUUCUUAAGUGGAAACAUUUGAAUUGUGCAUUCCUUUUUAUUGUUGUUUAAAGAAAAAAGGGUUGAGAAUGCAACCGUGCAACUGGAGAACAAAUCGGAUUAAUAUGAUGGGAUUAAUCCAAUUUACCUUGGAUACACUCCUUAUUUGGUAGAACUUAUUUAAUUGGUAACUUAAGUUUGGGUAGAGAGGCAUUCUAAUUGGAGUUGAUUGCUGUGGGAUUUUUAUAUACACUACGAAACAUUGUGAGUUACAGUAGUACACAAUAUGAAGUUGGCUAAUUUUAAGUCACAUGAACCACUUGGAUAUUUUUAUCCCAACUACAGUGAAUUCGCUGAGAAAUGCUCAUUAACUGGCACGGGUUUUGUUUUUAGGCUGGAUUUUAUUUGGAAAACCUUUGGGGGCUAUGUCAAAGAUGAUUGAUAAUGUAAUUAAAAAGUACUUAAUGUAUUAGAACUGCAGUGGAAAUGUGCUGUGGCUUCCAGCUCACUCCAGGACUUGUGUUGUAGCAUUGUCGUGAGUCAUCACUCUUAAGAAUGGGGAUUUUUGGCUUAGAACUUAACAGAUUUUCUUGAUUAUUUUCCCUAAUGUCCUACACAGAAAUGUGAGUGAAUGAACUGAUUCAAAAGAGGCAGCUCUACUAAUAAUCUGGGGUAAAAGCAGAUGAAAAUCCAAAGCCAAAUGAUGAAUUUAUUCAAAAGAAACACGGAACACAUGGUGUAAGUAUGUAGGAAUGGGGUAGCUUUAAGAUGUCCGAGAGAUGGAGGAGGAAGACAAAGAUGUAGAGUGAAGCAGAGGGUCACCUGUUUCUGUGUGUGCCAAACUCCGCAUGUAAUAAAUUCUUUUUUUUUUUUAAGAUUUUAAGUACUCUCUACACCCAACAUGGGGCUCAAACUCACAACCCCAAGAUCAAGAGUCGUAUGGUCCACUGAGCCAGCCAGGCGCCCCUGUAAUAAAUUCUUCCUGUGCGUCCCACUGUCCUGAAAUCUUUAUAGGACCAGCCUGUGGAGAAUGCAUAGGAACUAAAUAAUGAAUAGUCAGUGUUCUAUAUAAAUAGUUCAUUACUUUGCUAGGACCUGGCUUCCUACUGCAUUUAGAAUAAAAUUCAGCCCCCCUACAUUCCCUUCCAGGCCAGGUGGAAUCUUGCCCCUGCAGAUUAAUAAGACUUCAUGUCUUAUUACCACUCCCAUCCGCGUUCUCCAGGUUCUAACCACGCCAGCUCGCGUUCACUUGCUUAGACUUGCUGCACUGACUCUUACCGCAAGGCCUUUGCGUGGCCAUCCUGUCUAUCUGGAACAGUUUUCCUUUGGCUGAAUCUUUCCUAUAAUUUAGGCCUCAACUUAAUUUUAACCCUUCCCGAUAGAUUUCCCAUCCUCUCUAAAGCAGUCGCCAUCCCCCUUCCCGACCCCCAGGCCCAUCUAUCACUUACCCAGUUUGAUUCUCUUCAAAGCUCUUGUCAUGACCUGAAAUUCCCUUAUUAUCUUGGGAUAUUUCCCCCUCCUUCUCCCCCCACAGGACAUAAACUUCCCAAUAUCUGGACUCUUCUUUUUCAUUUAUGCUGUAUGCCCUGGAACAAUACCUGACACAUAAUAGGAAAUGAAUGAAUGAAAGAGGAAGGAAGGAGGGAAAGAAAGGCAAGCAGGAAGGAAGGGAAGAAAAGAAAAAGGGGUUUAGAAAGGGUAUAGGGGUCCACAGUGGAACUGCCUGUGGAAAAGAGAAAUACUAAUAGAAGAGAAGAGGGACUAGGGAGGAAAAUUUAGGAGAGACAGAGAAGGAUCCAGGUAGUGAGGGUUGGUUAUGAUGUACAAUUCUGACUCCACUGAAAAGCUUUUUACGUGCAUUCCAGGCAGAGGGAAUGACAAGCACGAAAAGGAACUUUUGACACCAACCACAGAGCUGCUUUUUUGGGUUUUAUGGUUUUCUUUCUAGUGUGUGCAUUGGGAGUUGUGGGGGUGGGGGGCAGGGGAGGGUCCUGUGUGUUACUGUCAGGCGAAGGCUGGGAUUUUCCCUUCGGGCUGCAAUCUUCCUGGUGCUGCCAGUGGGGAUCAUCUAGAUAUGAACACCACGCAUGGUGGGUCCACGGCCUCGUCUGGGACUUUUAGGCCAAAAGGCUGGAGAGAGAGACAGAACAAUCCCCACACUGUACCGGUGAACUCACGUUAUAGGGCUGAGUGGCUCUGGGUGGUAGGAGUGGUCUUUGGCAAAACAUGAUAUGAUUUAACACAAACCAAGGAUAGAGACGUAAACCUUCCCAGAAACGAGACAUGAGGAACAGGCCACUCUUAGAGGAUCAUUUUUCAGAUACAUGACUUUUGGGUUAUUUGAUGUCUGUUAGCAUGGCUUUGUUUAUUUAUUUAUUUUUUUAAGAUUUCAUUUAUUUAUUUGACAGCAAGAACACAGCGAGAGCGGGAACACAAGCAGGGGGAGUGGGAGAGGGAGGAGCAGGCUUCCCGCUGAGCAGGGAGCCCGACGCGGGGCUUGAUCCCAGGACCCUGAGAUCAUGACCUGAGCCGAAGGCAGACACUUAACGACUGAGCUACCCAGGUGCCCCAUAGCAUGGCUUUUUUUAAAUGGGAAUUCUCCACAAAAGUUGAGUCCUCUGCAAAACUCAUACACUAGCAACACUUGAGACAAAGAAUGUAUGCCACCUCAAUUUGGUUUUAUCCAGAAAAAGAUGUAAGCUCUGGCAUUGUUGUGACCCCAAGACCUGGUUGCUUGUACAGUUAGCAGCCCAUAUUUUAUUUUAUUUUUUUAAAGAUUUUAUUUAUUUACUUGACAGAGAGCCCAAGCAGGGGGAGCAGCAGAGGGAGAAGCAGGCUCCUCACUGAGCAGGGAGCCCGAUGCGGGGCUCAAUUCCAGGACCCGCGGAUCAUGACCUGAGCUGAAGGCUGAUGCUUAACCGACUGAGCCACCCAGGCGCCCCUAGAUGCCCAUACUUUAGAAACACAAGUCAACUAGUCUGUGUAGAUUUCCUUCUAGCACCAUGUUUGGGCAAUUCCUCUUGUCCUUCUCAACCAUACUUUGCCAGACCUAAAUAUAUUCAGAAUCCAUAGCCACCUAGGGUUCACCAAAUGAAAGUUGGCUUCCAUCUAGCCUCCUCCUGCAAUGGAGUUUAUGAUAGAGGAGGCACGGUCCCUGGAAUCUACAUGUGGAGUGCUCUCCUUUUGAACAAGAAGAGGAAAAAUCAUCUAAAUUUUAAAAGUUAUUAAAAAAAAUAAUGGUGUCUAUCACAUUCAUAAUCAUAGUUCAUGUAUUAUUCUGCAAGGAAUUACAUCAAGCAAAGUAAUCACAUGUAAAUCUAAAUAUAGCGUUUUAUCUCCAUCUUAAAAAAUGCCUAAAUCACAUUAGCAAUAUUCAUUCAGAUGACUCAAGUUGUUUCCUUAUUUUAAAAUGUUUUCCCAGUUUUACUGAGAAAUAAUCAACAUAUAUCACUGUGUAAGUUUAAGGCAUAUAGCAUGCUGGUUUGAUUUACAUAUAUUAUGAAAUGAUUACCAUGAGAAGUUCAGCUAACACCCAUCUUGUCAUAUAGGUACAAUAAAAAAAAACAAGAAAAAAA